UGAACAUAAUUUAGGGGUGGUAAAUUUUGGGGAAAUGUCCAAAAUAGACCAUCUGUUGGCUCUUAUCUCACCAGCUUCAGCAUCCUGAGACACCAGGGGAAACAACCCGAAAACCGUGCCAUGCAUUCACAUUGCACGCAGGCCCUAUGGAUAAGACCGAGAUAUGUUUUGUGAUCUUCAAAAAUCUCCAGAAAUAUUAGUUAUCAAGAUGAUCCCAUGAUCCUCCACUCUCUGAGGCUCACACCUUCCUUGAGACAGGCUUUGAAGGCAUAGGAGCUUUGAUUGCUUCUAAGCAACAAUAACUUGAAAAGGAUGUCAGCGGCAACGCCUUGGUGACCUUUCAAGACUCCGAGUGGCAGGCUUAGCAUGUUAUUAUCAAGAUUAAGCUAACCCAGCUGGUGUGCCUCAGUUCAGCAAUGGCCUAUGCUCCACACAGGGCUUUGUGCUGAUGACAAUUUUGAUUUUCAUGCUUGCAUUUGCAGCUUCACCCUCCUGAGGAGAGACUCGGCUAUGCAGAUAAGCCUCAAGUCAGUUCUGCACAGCUGGGCUUGAAGUGGUCGCUUGUGAUGGUGGAGUAAGUGAAAGCCCUGAAGAUCUCAGGCAAACCUCCACUGAAUCACAGACCACAACAACACCGUCAAUGACUACAUCAAAGCCCACUGACACCCCAAGGAGGCGGCUAGAAGAUGAAACUUUGUUGUGCUCUGAGACUAUGAAGCUGAACUUUGGAGAGCACUGGGAAACAGUUUGCCUGGGUUUGCAAAGAAUGUGGAGUGAGCUGGCACCUAAGAUCUGCCAAGGGAAGAACUGUGAAGAUGCAGUAGAAAUCAAUGACUUGUGGAGGAAGCAGCAGCCUUUGCCUACUUCCCAGUGGAAGAAGGUGGAGUGCGAGAAAAUGACCCUUCGAUCAAAGUGUCUGAAUGGGACCAAGGAAUGCUUGAGCAUAACCUUACUUAAAUGCUCAGACCAAGAUUUCAAGCCCACUGUGACCAGUAAGAAGUCCACUCUGGCCCGUAAGGAGACCACCGCAUCCAGCAAGGAGACCAUUUUGGGAGUCUUGCUAGGACUUGUCCUCACUGCUGUCCUCCUGGUCAUCUGUGUGCCCAUUUCUUAUAAAAAACUGAAGAAAUUUUCCAAGAAGAGGCAGCACCAAUGGGUUGGCCCAAGUGGAGUGAACCAAAAUGCUUCAUUCCAUCGUAUCAGCGUUGUUGCCUUGCAACCUCAUCCUGAAGACCAAGGAAUUCAGCAAGAAGACAAUUAUCAUGCCCUCAAGAAAAAUUCUUACCUCUCACCUUAUGCAGCUCUGGAAGGGGCAACCAACAGAUCUUCUAGCCCACUCGACAACUCCUCUGACAGCGAUUAUGACUUAAGUUCUGCACGGCAGCUAUGAAAUCUGAUGAUGCCUCUGUUCCUUAUAUUCUCACACCUAAGUUGAAUACUGAGGCUUUUAAAUAUCUUUAGACUGAACAGUAAAACCCAAGAUCUGGACAUAUCUACAGUAUGCAUUUAAAUCAGUUUAUUUGACGGAAGUAAUUGAAGUUCAAGAUCUUUGAAACCGGUUUUGUAGUGUAGAUAGGCCCUUAGACUCAAGAUAUGUGGAAGGCAAAAGCUAUCUCAUUAUUGUGGAUCAUCCAUAAUGGAUAAUUGUAUUAGCUGCACUGAGGCGUCUUAAAAUCUUGAAAGUACAAAUUUCAUGGAGUUUAUAUUCACCCCACAGAUACAAGCAGAGUUCAAUAAAAGAAAACUUCGGUAGAAGGGAAGGGACUAAAAUAAGCAUCUGUUUUUUCACUGGUCUCUAUGAAAUACCAUCCUCCUUACAACUAUAAAUACGUUCUCUGCCUUGACAGGGAUGUGUUGGCAAAUUCAGUGCAUGUCCUUUUCUACAGUCCGAAAAGAAUUAGGAUACCUAACCCCAAUCACCCAGAGCUCUAUUAUCUAGGAUUAAAUGAGCAAUCCACCAGCAAUGGAAUCCUGUGGUUGAGGCCUUAAAAUAUGUUUUUUGAAGUUUGUACUUCAGCUCUAAUAGUACGGGAUGCCCAGAUUUCCCAAUGGCCAAAAACAAACAAACAAAAACCCAAUGAGAGCUUGACAUUGAGGGACUAGAUGUCCUUAGUUGACACUCAGAAUAUUUCCAGUAAAAUAAUAUUAAGACCCCUGGUAUGCGAAGAUUUGCAGAAUGGCAGCUAAAGUUUCAGGAAGAUUCAGCACAAGGUCAGUAGCUACACACAUACAUAGGGUGCGGUCUUACAGAGGUAGUGCAGUUGGCUGAGUGAACUGAAUAUUGUAGGAUCAAACUACACAUUUUGCUAAACAUGACCUUUCGAGUGACAGGUGUAACUUUCUUUAGUAACAGCAGCCACCAGGUGAGGGCCAGUCUGAACCCAUCGGUGCCAGUAGCAACUUUCCUCCCAACAGGGGCAUUAACAGCUUUGGGCCAUCUAGGCAUAUGCCACAGAUUGAUUCUUUAAUGCCCUGGUCCUCUACAUUGUCUGACAUUGAUGGAUGCAUUGGUGAUUAAUGGCUUCAAAACUGGAAGAAAGUUUUGCGUUCCUUAAGAGAAGGUCAAAAAUGGGGGUGGGGUCCUGUGGGUCUAGGCCCCAAAUCUUUUAAAAAAGCAAUGCCCCUUUCUCCCCAGGUAAACCGCAGCCACAGGGUGGGAGGGCAAACUGGACUGGGACUUCAGCAGGGACAGAAUUAAAGCCCCAUCAUUUAUCCAGAUCUCCCCCGCCACCCGAUACAUGUCCUAUUACAAAAGAAAAGUUAAGCAUGUCAUUGCCAAUGAUGGAUUCAUUAUAGAUAAUUUAGCUCUUUGCUGGAGAGGAAAGGGUGGUACUUAAAAAGUGGGUAAAGCUGUCAUCAUUUGAACAGAUAUGAGAUCCUGUUUUAGCCAGUUUCCAAGUACUAUAUAACAGCUUCCACCUGUAUCAUUCGUAUGCCCUGUUGCCUAAACUGAAAUAUUAUGCUUAUGAAUUAUAGAUAUGUUGUAACAUUGUAGUGAGUUUUAAGAAAUGAUUUGCUCUAUUAUUUUGCCUUUGAUUGCAGCUGUAAUUUAAUUUGUAAGUUGUGUCUAUUGUUUAUAAUUGGGGGAAAAUAAAAUAAAUGAGGGGGGAACCACCUUUAA
Messenger RNA from Hemicordylus capensis (graceful crag lizard), 3121 nucleotides. RefSeq names its product CD5 molecule (gene CD5). NCBI's taxonomy places the organism in Eukaryota, Metazoa, Chordata, Lepidosauria, Squamata, Cordylidae. Gene Ontology annotation, biological process: T cell costimulation. Gene Ontology annotation, cellular component: plasma membrane. The coding region runs from base 641 to 1390 and encodes 249 amino acids. The transcript has 8 exons. The record is from RefSeq and is a predicted model, not a curated record.